UUCUUAAUACAGUGAUUAAAUUAAAUAAAUAAAAGCAUAAUUUGAUAAGGUAGACAAAUCGUAGCUAGCUUGUUGGUUAGCUGUAGCUUAACUAGCUCAAUUAAGCUAUAGUUCAAAAUGAACGUGAAAAGUAAAGUGCGGUUAUCUUGCAAAUAGGCGUGGGAAAACGUCUCCAAAUGUCAACCGUAAUGUUCUCCUCUCUCCGCUAUAAAGCUCUGGAUUACAUCUUUGAGGCUAGCAGCAGGCUGAAGGUGAUGACAGACUUGUUGGCUCUACCAACGCCCUACACCGCUGACAGCCACGAACUUUACCCCCACAGUGGCACCCUGGCGGACGUCACCUACAGGAAGCCGUGGGUGAGAGGAAACAUGAACUCCACCUGCAGCAGUUCUGUGCUUGACGACCUCAAAGGAACAACACAAGAAAUAAACUCACCAGAACGGUUUCAUGGCUCUGGGAGUGGCCAGGACGUGAUGGAGGUGUUAGUGAGCUCUGUACCUGACUCAGCAGAGCUUCCCGACCAGGGUGAACAGCUAUGCCCUUUAAAAGCGUCAAAGCUCAACGAGCCGUGUCAUGAGUCGUUUUACAAGUUGACGAGUGAGCAGAUGGAUCCCGAGAAUAAGAACGAGAGUCUCCUGCUGCCAGAAGAGAUGAUGGUCGUUGACUUUCUGCCACAUUUUAAACAACAUUUGCCCACGCUGAAAAGCAAACUGUCCCGGCUGAGGACUCUCAAGGUGGCUGACCCCCUGCUGAGUUUGACCGGAAACGCCAUCACUGAGGAAACAAUACUCAGGCACUGUGUCGCGUAUGAGAGACCCUCCGACGUGAUGCACGGCUGCCCUCCUCUGUGUGCAAACGUCAAUGAGGGGUUUUGCAAAGAGUCACUCACCAAGGAAGAGUCUUUGCUGUUACCUGAGCUCCUGGACGCCGCAAAGACGACCAUCGAGUAUCCCAGCAGCUUUUCAAGCAUCUGCCGUCACGUGAAUGUUGUCGCCGAACAGCUGGACGGACAACUUUCUGUCAUGGAGGUGCUUUCCAAAGACAACUCAACGGCAGUGGAAAUGUUUCCCUUUUCUUUACCGGCAUUGAGCAAUGAGGGAGACUGGCUUAAGGACACAGACGCUCCAGGACGUGCCAUGCUUCCGACCGAGAUGGAGCUGGACGUGACUCUGACCCCGCCUCCCGCCUCUGCCGGCCAGUCUCACGUAUCACUGAGGACAUCUGACCUCCAGAGGGAAGCUUUGUCUCCACCCGGCAGACUGUCUUUGGUGUCGGCAGGAGCUCAGCAGCAGAUGGAGACGGUGCUUUGGAAGUCGGAGAAACAUCCCAACUAUGUGCUGAACUUCCUGUUUCCAGAACCCGAGAUACGAGAAGCCGCUGUUGACUUCCAGCCUCUGAGUGAAGCCCUGAAGCUGCAAGCGUUGAAGAGUUUUGCUCCAGAGAUGGAGACCAGAGUGUUAUUUGGCAGCUGGAUGGAGUCUCCGGAGGCGCUGAGCGCUGAUGUUCCUUCUAAUGACAAGAACCAGACGUUGGAGGAUUUUAGUAAAGUGUCACUUGAACCUGAUGAAAAGAGCAUCAUCUCAUCAGUGGUGGUGAGCUCCACACUGCAUCCGCCUCACCCAGAGGAGUCUGAAACCGCUGCUUUGCCGUUACAAGCAGCGAAAGACUUUGUCCAAAAACACUCCGGUGCCGAUUUGUCCCAAAGAAAAUAUCUACCACUCAUUCCCAACACAAAGGAAGUCAAACCUAAACCUUCAACUAGCACAGUCGACAGAGUCACUGACAAGAUCUUUCCACAAGUUUCAUCCGUACUUGCACCUAAAAAUGUUAGCCAAUCAGAGCAGAGAGUGCAGAAAGUCCAUUUCAGGGUGAAGGAUGACCAGGGAGGCAUUACGGCUGGCGGACAUCCGGCACGUCAGCAAGUGGACCCGUUGACCACAUUCAUGAUGCUGAGGUCACGGUCAAUGUCACCUGUCCUGGCAGCACCUCCCACACAUCUACAGGCACCAGAGCCGCAGGACAAAGUACCACAGUCAGAGGUGCAGCAGCCUCCUCCCAGACUGGUAGACUGGAAGCCGACCACUGCUGCGACAUCAGGACACGCCAGCAGAGGGCAGAAUAACACCAGCUCGGUGGUACUUCCAACCAACGAUCAGCGGAUCAACCAGGAUGGCAGCAGAGUGUUGCAGAUCCAAGCCACUGACAGUCAGUAUCAGGCCUACCAUGAGCUGCUGGCCUUCGCUCAGCCUCGUCUGACCUCUGCCAGGGAGCUGGGCCUCAACCUGCCCGCCUGGAGGGACUUUGAGCGCCUGGCUCCGGACCAAACACGUUAUGUGCUCAAACAGCGGGAGGUGGCGCUGUGCCGGAUGACGCAAGCGGAGAGGGGAGAGCCGGUCAGAGAUCAGGAGCAGCUGUUCCGUCAUGUGCUUCUGAUCCACGUGCUGGUCACGGCCAAAGAGUUGUUGUUCAAGUGUGACCUGAACGCUGCUGCGGAGUACCUGAGCAAGGCAGUUGAGUCGUGCGCUGACCUGGGUCUGGCUGAGCUGCUGAGGAGGCUGCAGAUCAUCCUCCACCUCAGUCGCGUGAACCGCGAGUCCAACUUGAAAGUGCUGGAGCUACAGCAGCUGGUGUCGACUCGGCUGCAGAACGGCGGCGAGGCGCAAAAUGACAAAAUUCUUGUCAUUGUAUGGCUUUGUUGUGAAGACGGCACGUGCGCAAUCAUCCAACACCUGAACCAACUGACUGCUGUGACCGCAAUAUGCCCGAACGAGAACACCGGCAAGCUGAAUGGUGCCAGUGUCGUCAGCAGCGUGCAGGACAGUGUGUGUGUGAUGGUGUACGAGCAACAUUUAGGGCCGGACUUCCCCUGGAAUCUUUUCUCUCUGGUGGUGGAGUACGACCACCCCGGCCCGUCGCCAUGGGCAACCAUCUGCAAGGAGAGGAAAGUGGAGCACCUCACCUUCGACAUCGUCCUCCCCGAGAGUGCCUCCUGGUGCCUGGAGGACAAGGUGGCGUACGUGCUGUUGGUGACAGGGACACUCAUCGACUGGCCGCUGUUGCUGCAGACGCUGGAGUCAGCGUUUAACGUGUCGGUGCUGGAGAGGAGUCACUGCCCGUCCCUGCAGAUGCUCGGAGGCACGGAUCACUACGCUGUGAUCACAGUGGACGAGCACACCGCGGUCAUGGUUCAGGAACAUGACGAGAUAUGUCAGGAGCGAGCCAGUGAGGUCAUGGUGAUGAGGCUUACCGCUUUAUCGUUGCAGUACACUCACUGCUGGAUCAUCCUGCACUGCCCAGACAGCCAGGGUGGAGGGUUUUCCAGCCAAGCCUUCGACAACUUGGUGCUGGUCUACUCCUCUCUGGUGCUCUUCGGCAUGAAGUCGGACGACCUGGAAGUCAAGGUGCUCCUUUCCUCAGAGGUGUUUGAAGUGGCCAAGUGGGUCAAUCGGAUCUGCUUCCUCAGCUUGAUGUCCAGUGCUCAGGACCCUGUCAGCUACCUGGAGCGAGACUGGCUGGCUCUGACGUGCUCACAGGAGGAGCAGUGCCUGUCACAGUUCCCCAGCAUCAACCCUUUGGUCAGUCAGCUCAUGCUAAAGAGGGCACCCUCGUUGCCGUGGUUACUGGGGGCAUCUCUGACCCAAUUGGAAGAACUGCUCCCCGAAGUGCCACACAAAGUCUUAAAGCUGUUUAGCGACACCGCCUCCCAGUACAACAACACGCAGCCUCAGCAUGUCGAGUCGAGUCAGCGCACAAGUCCACCGGAGAGCCCUUGGAGCACGACGGCCGACCCGCUUCCUCCGCGAGAGUUCGCCAGCCGCGAUCCAGAAUCAUUUCCCGGCGACCCCAACCUCAGCUUCCUGUUUGGGUCUGCCAAGAUGAGCUUCUCCUCGCAGGAAGACGGGGCAGAUUUCAGAUGCGAUCCCACUUGGCCCGCCUGCAGCCCGGAUGUUUCCGUGUGGAUGACUGGCGGGGAUGCGUGGAAUGAGCUGGACAGAACCAGCAGGGAGGCCAUCUUAUCUGAAAGGAGAGGCCGAGCUGGAGCAGUGUGCAGGGUGGUCGGUAGAGGAAACAACGAAUGGUCCCGGCCGGCCUUAGACGCCUCUCUGGACAGUCCACUCUCAUGGAGCGGCGCCUUCAGCCGAGCCAACGGUCGUCUCAGCCCACCUUCAGAGGUCCAGCUGUGGCACCAUGGAGUUCACGGUUCACACGUGGGCGGGAGAGUGUCCCACUACGGGUCCAGAUGCUGGAUGGGGCAAGAGAGGAAGAGGAGUGAGGAGGCGGCAGGGUUGAGUGGCACAGUGCCGAUGCCGCUGAAGAGGGGCAGAUUGUGCUAUGAGAAGGUGCCGGGCCGAACCGACGGACAGACAAGGCUUAAAUUGUUUUAAGCAUCCUGUGUUGACCGUUAGCAAACGCAUUCUGCUAAAUUAAAGUUCAUUUUGUGGGGUGUGAAAAUAUUAUAUUUAUUUGUGUAUUAUAUUUCAUAAUGCAUUCAUGUUGCAUUGCAGUAUAUCAUUCUAUU
This is a messenger RNA of Dunckerocampus dactyliophorus (ringed pipefish), 4519 nucleotides long. RefSeq names its product protein shortage in chiasmata 1 ortholog. The transcript is spliced from 26 exons. Gene Ontology annotation, biological process: resolution of meiotic recombination intermediates. Gene Ontology annotation, cellular component: condensed nuclear chromosome. The record is from RefSeq and is a predicted model, not a curated record. Gene Ontology annotation, molecular function: ATP hydrolysis activity; single-stranded DNA binding. NCBI's taxonomy places the organism in Eukaryota, Metazoa, Chordata, Actinopteri, Syngnathiformes, Syngnathidae. Bases 177 to 4385 code for a protein of 1402 amino acids.